AUGAGUUUAAACGGCGGUGAUCCACGAACGUAUAAAAAAAUAACUGAUGGUAAUAAUACUGCUGAUGAACAAAGUGGAUCUUCUUCAUCAAGUAAUCAAAAUAUGAAUAGUUAUAGGAGUAGUUUAACGAAUCAAUCAGAUUCAUCAACAUCCGGCAAUCAGUCAUCAUCGAACGUAACAACUACUAAAGAUUCAUCGAGUGAUCCGGGCAAAACAUCAUGA
Rotaria socialis is the source of this 222-nucleotide messenger RNA. NCBI's taxonomy places the organism in Eukaryota, Metazoa, Rotifera, Eurotatoria, Philodinida, Philodinidae. The record is from the annotation of a GenBank genome assembly.